AUAAAUCCUCAAGGAUGACAGUCGAACCAAAUAGAGGACCUGUUGUGGGCAUGCGGCACGUCCAGGCCCUGCUGAUCUUUCUCAAUAUAACCAGCAUGUACUUGGGUCGCCUCAAUGUGGGUGUCUCUGUGGUGGCCAUGACGAAUGCGGAGUCUACCAAUACCAAUUUUCCAGAAUACGAUUGGUCGGAGUCCCAGAAGGCGUUAAUAUUGUCCAGCUUUUUCUGGGGCUAUAUCUUUACGCAGUUCAUUGGGGGUUAUCUGUGCAAGCGUUUCGGUGUGAAAAGUGUGAUGCUGUGGGGCUCCUUCGCUUCCGGCGUUACCAGUGCCCUGUCGCCUCUCUUCAUUGGGUUUGGCGGCUGGCAGGCCUAUUGCGGCAUACGUGUCCUGAUGGGCUUCGCCCAGGGACUGCUCUUUCCCUGCAUUCAUCAACACUUGGCGCGCUGGUCCCCGCCAGCGGAGCGUAAUCGCUUGGGUGCUCUCAGCCACACGGGCAUCGAGUGUGGCAAUGUCUGCGCUAUGUUCCUGAGUGGCAUGAUAGCCAAGAGUGCCAUAGGCUGGCCGGGCAUUUCGUACGUGUCCGCUGGUGUUGCCUUCGGAUGGUGUGCUCUGUGGUUUAUCUUUGCGUCCAACAAUGCAACCGAGUCCCGCUUCAUAGGGGAGGCAGAACUGCACUACAUUGAGUCGUCGCUGAAGCACAGUGAGAACUAUCACAAGAAAGUUAUUCCGAUUCCUUGGAAGGCUAUCUGCAGCUCGCUUCCGGUUAUUGCCUUAUUGAUAACCCGCUGCUGCGAAACCUAUGGCCUGAGCACACUCCAGGCCGAGAUCCCAUCCUAUAUGAAUGGUGUCCUCGACAUGGACAUCAAGAGCAAUGCCUUCUUUUCGGCCCUGCCCUUCCUGGCCAUGUGGUGCAUGUCCUAUGUGUACCUAAUCACCGCCGACAUUCUGCUUACCGGCAACCGGCUGUCAUUGACUGCCCUGAGGAAGACUUUCAAUUCGCUGGCCUUUUGGAUUCCGUGUGCGACACUGAUCGGCAUCGGAUUCCUGGACAAGGACCAGAAAACUCUGGCCAUCGUUCUGAUGACACUCAGUGUUGGCUUCAACAGUGGAGCCACCAUCGGUAGCUCCCUCAACACCAUCGAUCUCUCGCCGAAUCAUGCCAGCAUUGUAAUGGGCAUUGUCAAUACAGCGGCGAAUAUAGUGCCCAUAGUCACUCCUCUAGUUGUGGGCUUCAUCGUGGAGGACACUAGUGAUCGUACACAAUGGCAGAUUGUGUUCAUUAUUGCGGCGGUGCUUUUCUUUGUGGGGAAUUGCAUAUUUUUGGCCUUUGGGACGGCUGUAUCCCAACCCUGGGAUGCCGAAGACUUUUUACAGCCCCACGAACCAGAGCUGGCCGAGCGCAAGCCGAAGGCAAUCGACGAACAAUCCAGAUAGUACAAUUUCCGACUCUCCAGACCCGAUAGCAUUCCUAAUCUCUCCACUUGAGUCCGUGGAGCUUUUGCUCAGAGACGCUCAUGAGUGGUUCGAUGGGGAAUCACUCGAGUUUCGAAUAGCGAAGAGUUGGUUGGUUUAGCCUUAGAUUAUAGCUGUUUA
Molecule: messenger RNA, 1592 nt
Organism: Drosophila persimilis
Lineage: Eukaryota; Metazoa; Arthropoda; Insecta; Diptera; Drosophilidae
Product: putative inorganic phosphate cotransporter
Exons: 4
Coding region: 15-1433 (472 amino acids)
Biological process (GO): transmembrane transport; monoatomic anion transport
Cellular component (GO): plasma membrane
Molecular function (GO): transmembrane transporter activity
Source: RefSeq, a predicted model, not a curated record